Manis pentadactyla (Chinese pangolin) is the source of this 860-nucleotide messenger RNA. It is a transcript of the gene NDUFAF3, whose product is annotated as NADH:ubiquinone oxidoreductase complex assembly factor 3. Gene Ontology annotation, biological process: mitochondrial respiratory chain complex I assembly. The transcript is spliced from 6 exons. The record is from RefSeq and is a predicted model, not a curated record. Gene Ontology annotation, cellular component: mitochondrial inner membrane. NCBI's taxonomy places the organism in Eukaryota, Metazoa, Chordata, Mammalia, Pholidota, Manidae. The coding region runs from base 219 to 776 and encodes 185 amino acids.
CCGCGCGCUCCCGAGAAGCCAAUCCACGCGCGGCACCGCCCGGCGCCGCCGCCAACGGUCGCGCGAGUGACGGUUGGGGAGGGGCGCGACCGCGGCGAGCGGAGAACCUGAGCCGCCGCCCGGCCCCCGGAAUCCGACGCCGGGAGCCCGGGAUUAGGGGUGGGCGGUUGGCGGCGCGCCCAGCCAGGUGUGCGGGACGGAGCGACGGCGCGGCAGCCAUGGUCGCCGCGUCGCUGCUCCGCUGUCUGCCCAGAGCGCGGGCCGCCCCCGCCCAGCUGCUGCGGGCCCCACGGCGUGGGCACCGGCUCACCCCGGCUGACGACGAGCUCUACCAGCGCACGCGAAUCUCUCUGCUGCAGCGCGAGUCCCCGCACGCCGUGUACAUCGACAGCUACAGCAGCCGCGGCUUCACGGUCAACGGAAACCGCGUGCUGGGGCCCUGCGCGCUGCUCCCGCCCUCGGUGGUGCAGUGGAACGUCGGGUCCCACCAGGAAAUCACGGAAGAAAGCCUCUCUCUCUUCUGGAUGCUGGAGCCCCCAAUAGAGAUUGUUGUGGUGGGCACUGGUGACCGGACCGAACGGCUGCAGGCCCGGGUGCUGCGAGCCAUGCGGCAGCGCGGCAUCGCUGUGGAGGUGCAGGACACGCCCAAUGCCUGUGCCACUUUCAACUUCCUGUGUCAUGAAGGGCGAGUGACUGGAGCUGCUCUCAUCCCCCCACCUGGAUGGGCCACUCCCCCACCUCCAGCCCAGGCUGCAGGCGGAACCAGCGGGCACUGACGCCUCGGCAGAGCUCAGGGCUGCCGGCGCCUUGGAGCAAUGUCACUUUGUUCCACUUGCCGCUGAAUUAAUGACUUAAUCCAC